Molecule: messenger RNA, 3524 nt
Organism: Sycon ciliatum
Lineage: Eukaryota; Metazoa; Porifera; Calcarea; Leucosolenida; Sycettidae
Product: sodium-dependent phosphate transport protein 2B-like
Exons: 4
Coding region: 524-2434 (636 amino acids)
Biological process (GO): sodium-dependent phosphate transport
Cellular component (GO): membrane
Molecular function (GO): sodium:phosphate symporter activity
Source: RefSeq, a predicted model, not a curated record
CGACUCCACCCCAUAUGCUGGCGCUGAGUCCACUGUCUAGAUUGUGCUGACUCCUGGAUGAACGGAAUGGAUGAAGGAGGAAUUGAGACAAUUUGAGUAUUUCAAUGGAUUCAAUUGGAGGACCACUUACUUUCUGCGAGUCCAGUUGCGUGGUCCCAUUACACGUAGUUUUGGUGUCAAUAUGUGAGCCUUUCUGAAAGCUCUGCUGUCAUGUUCUCCUCGCCUUGCAAUAGAAUCAUAAAAUUUAGUGUUACAUUGCUCUGCUACAUGUGCUAGCAUCGGUGUCAUUACUACAUCAGUCCUACUGCGAGUGUAUUGUGCAUGUUUCAACUUGCCCACGAUCAGAAAAUAGUUUCCCGUGCGUCUCGAGUUCGUUUCUUGAUUCUGGUUUGAAUCUGUUUGCGGCGAAAUUCUAUUCUCCUGGAGGUACAUGUUAUAUCUAUCUGAAUGCUGGAAUGCUGUUCAAGUGUUGAUGGUAUAACAACUAGUCCUAGUAGUAUUACAGCAACGCGCUGAAAGCGUGAUGGCAGAAUCUCGAGACGAUUCUUCGUCGUCAUCGUCCUCAUCAAGUCAACAGGAUGUCGAGAACGACGGAAACAAUGAAAACAGGAUCAAAUUUAGAGAUUUACCAGCCAAGAAGAAGGUCAAGGUGGCAUCACGCACUGUCGCUCUAUUGGUCGGUCUGUUGGGACUGCUGUAUAUCUUUGUGUGCUCAUUGUCACUGAUGGGAUCGGCGUUUCAGCUACUUGGCGGCAAGCAAGCUGGCGAAACGCUAUCGAAUAGCUCUCUGUUCAACAACCCAGUAGCAGCAUUGGUCCUGGGUGUUCUGGUUACAGUGCUGCUGCAGAGCUCGUCGACGACCACCUCAAUUAUUAUCAGCAUGACAGCGUCUGAAAUAUUGCAAGUGAAGCAGGCCAUAUUCAUGGUGAUGGGCGCCAACAUUGGCACGUCCGUCACCAACACCAUUGUGUCCAUGACGCAGAUCACGAGCCGUGAUGAGUUCCGGCUGGCGUUCUCCGGCGCUACUGUGCACGACGUGUUUAACUUUCUGACCGCGCUCACUCUGCUGCCCGUGGAGGCUGUUAGUGGCUAUCUGCUGCACCUGUCCACUGCCAUUGUGGAUAGCUGGCACUUGGACAGCUCCAAUAAGGGCACGCAACAGGAGCUGCUCAAGGCAAUCACCAAGCCACUCACCAACAGAGUGGUGCAAAUCGAUAAGAAACCGCUGCAGCUGAUUGCCGAAGGCAAGCUCAACGCGACGGACGCACAGCUGCUGAAGCAGUAUUGCUCAAGCUUUACUCGUCGUCUGGACAACUGCACUGUAACCGCCGUACUGAGCACUGGACCACCAGCUGUUGCCAAUGUCAGUAAUGUCACCACUUCGCCUACGAUUGCAUCGGAAGCUGUCACGGUUGCGACCAGCGCUGUGCAGGAUAGUCUGACAAACUACACCCUGAACGCCCUUGACGAGACCUGUUUACGAGAAGAACAGGUGCCGUGUGACUAUCUCUUCCAUGGCUCCAGUCUUCCGGAGAGCGCCGUGGGUGCUAUCCUACUAGUCUGGUCGUUGGUUAUGCUGUGCGUGUCGCUUGUACUGAUGGUCAAGGUGUUGACACGUCUGCUGCGUGGCCAGCUGUCCAAAUCCGCCAAGAGCACGGUUAAUGCGGACUUUCCGGGCCGGGCCGCCGUCCUGACGGGUUACUUUGCUAUUCUGAUCGGCGCUGGCCUGACCAUGCUCGUGCAGUCUAGCUCUGUGUUCACUUCGUCAUUGACGCCGCUGGUGGGCCUGGGCAUCAUCGAUCUGGAGCGCAUGUAUCCGCUGACGCUGGGCGCCAACAUUGGCACCACCAUUACCGGCAUGUUGGCAGGCCUUGCCAGCAGUAAUGUGGAGCUUGCUAUGAAGGUUGCAAUGGCACAUCUCUUCUUCAACAUCACCGGCAUUCUCCUGUUCUACCCAAUACCGCCGCUGAGAAGGAUACCGUUGCGAGCGGCGCGCUUUCUCGGUGCCACCACGGCAAAGUAUCGCUGGUUUGCCAUAGCCUACCUGAUCAUUCUCUUCCUUGUGUGUCCCGGGAUUAUCUUCGGGCUGUCACUGGCCGGAUGGCGUGUGCUACUUGGUGUUGGCCUACCCAUACUAAUAGCAAUUUGUCUCAUUGUUGCCAUCAACGUUCUGCAAAAGAAACACCCUCACGUCUUGCCUAAACAACUGCGCAGCUGGUCCUUCCUGCCUGAGUGGCUCAAGUCUUUGAAGCCAUACGACAGGGUAUUCAGAGAAACGGCUCGCCAAUGCCGCUGCUGCCGCGACCAGGGUUACGAUACAGAGGAGGGCAGCAGCUAUGAAAACUCCACGUCAAGCACUCCCGCGGAAGACGACCACAAGCUUGGGCUUUCCAGGCAAACCACUGUCACGUUGUGCACGGAAUCAUCCGUGUAAUCGACCUGUAUUAUAGGCUUGGUGGAUUUUGAGAUCUUUUUUUUUUAUAUAGACAUACAUAGACGUAAGUGCGUGCUCUGCCGGUCAGAGGCCACUACUUUUAGGUAGUUUCCUAGACGUCGUGCUCUGAUAUUACUCUGCUGAUACCGAGCUGUCAAGUACAUGUCUAGAUGUACCCGUUGUCUACAGUCAUGUGUUUUGUGUGGCGCUGGCUGCUUCUUGCCGCCACUGCUGUACAACACACUACUGGGUCGCACUGCUGCUUUUUGGUGUCAACUUGAAAAUGUAACUAUGGCAUCGACUGCCAGUGCACAGGGCAAUGCUUAAACCCUUUUUCUAUUUACCUGUGCGGUGGCCACUAUCUGUGCAGUUUGCCACCUACCGUAUAUUCUCUAUUAUAAGCACAGGUCUCCAUUACUAGCACAGUCUCUAAUACUAGCACACUGUGAGCCCCUUUCGAAACAUUAUUAGCACGGUCCUGGUGGAAAUCAAUGCUGCAUGCAUGAUAUCUAGCAUGUAUUUCUUCUUGCUCUGUAUGGAUGUACAGUGCGGAUCGGCUAUAGGGUUGUCGGCUAUAGUAUUAUACCUCUUAUAGUGAUCGUAUUCUCUAGCUUUUCAAUCUUUAAAAGUAGGACGGUAUAUUAACACAAACAUGCAUGUACUAGUUCUAUUUUUUAGCAAUCUCUUCAGGUUUCAGCUGCUGUGGGAAACUAUUUUAGUCUUAUUUUCAUUCUCUUUCAUUUUGGAUUAAUUUGUUCCUUUCUGGUUUUUAAAAUAUUCUGCAACCAUGCGCCUCUUGUGCACAAGUUAUUUAUUAUUUUAGAUUGUUACGCGAUCUCUACCUCUUUCUCCCCCCCCCCCCCCCCCCCCCCCGUCUCUCUCUCUCCCUCUUGCUCACUCUGCAUUAUCUAGCAUUUUCUUCUUUUUAUUUUUUAAGCCAAUAUGCUCAAAGGAUCUAACUAUAAUUAUACCAGUACACGAAAGAAGCGUUGUUUUUCUGGUACAGUAUUAUAAUGAUGUUAUUUAUGGUUUUGUUCCAUUCAGUACUGUCUUGUUUAGAAGCCAGUUUGAAAAUAAGCCUGAUAUUCAA